GUCUAUGAUCCCAAAGUUCGCGGGAAGGGGUUUCGUGCAUUAGCAAACGGGGUAACGUGCACCGCGGCAAUAACCAGACAUCUCUUAAAACGUCCCAAUUUGUGAGCAUAAUCACGUGAAUUUUAAAGAAUGUUGUUUCGCGCCUUGGUUGACAGAGGAGUCACUAAAAGAAAGUGCAAUGGUCUAUCCCUGCAAUAUCCACUUUCACGUCUGCUGGAAGGUUAUCAGUGCGCCCGACGAGAUGAGCACAUUUCCUAUGGGAAUUCUGGCGUCGUGGUUCCGCCUUUUGGGUGCAGCUUUUCAUCAGCCAGAGAUCUACAGAAUGUUUUGGCAGUGGCCAACGAGGAUGGAAUUGUUCGGCUGUACAACACAGAAAAUCGACAAGAUCCAAUCCUGAAAGAGUGGAUGGCACAUGACAAUGCAAUCUUUGAUGUCGCUUGGGUACCAGGAGAGGCCAGUCUAGUUACUGCGUCAGGGGACCAGUCAGCUCGCCUGUGGGACGUGAAAAGCGGGGAACUGCUAGGAAGCUUCAGGGGACACCAGUGCAGCCUCAAGUCUGUGGCCUUUUCUAAACAGGAGAAGGCCGUGUUCUGCACUGGAGGUCGAGAUGGCAACAUUAUGCUUUGGGACACGAGAUGCAGUAAGAAAGAUGGUUUCUACAGACAAGUGAAACAGAUCAGCGGCGCUCACAACAGAAACAAACCAGACUUGUCCAAGACACCCAAAUCCAAGAAGAGAGUGCAAUGCCAGCGAGUGGCUGAUAACCAACAGAGUGUGACUGUGGUGCUGUUUCGUGAUGAACACACUCUCAUAUCAUCAGGAGCUGUGGACAGGACAAUCAAGAUGUGGGACCUGAGAAAGAGCUACACUGCCUAUCACCAUGAGCCUGUACCUCUACAGGUGUACCUGUACCCUGGCUCCAGUACACGCAAGCUAGGUUUCUCAGGGCUUGUGUUAGACUCCACAUGUUCCAACCUAUUUGCCAAUUGCACUGAUGACAAUAUUUACAUGUUCAACGUCAGUGGCCUGAAAACAACACCAGUGUCAGUUUUCAGUGGCCAUCGCAACUCCUCAUUCUAUGUGAAGUCCAGCGUCAGUCCUGACAACCAAUUCCUGGCCACUGGCUCCAGCGACCACCAUGCUUACAUCUGGAAGAUAUCAGAGCCAACACAGGCUCCCAUGAUGCUGCAGGGCCACAGUCAGGAAGUAACCUCGGUCGCAUGGUGUCCCACAGACUUCACUAAGAUCGUUUCUUGUUCCGAUGACAACACCAUCCGGAUCUGGAGGAUGAACCGCGGGCAAGAUGGAGAGCGCUCCACCAUUGGCCAGGCAAACCUUGUGGGUUGGGCAUGUCCCAAAGAGAAAUCAACAAGUCCUAUUCCUCCUGGUUCUGUGAAUAAGGGUGAACUCACCCCUACCAAGAGCCCACACACAGAUAGCCUCGGUCCCCUGUCUUCCCCUCAGCCAGCCGCCUGUGCCCCAAGCGGAGCUGAUCUCCCUCUCCCGUCUAGCACCCCUGACCCACUGGGACACAAAGCCUUUACUCCUCCCCGAAAAACCCCCUCCUCCAGUGCCACCAUCCGUCACUGGUUUUCCCGCACCCCUGGAUCCCCUGCCGAUCAGCUCACUCCCCCACUCAGGAAGGUGCUCAGCCCCUGCCCCCAAAGCCCACAGCCGCGCCAGGCUGCGCCUUCACCUCCUGAACGCCGUGCCAAGCGUCGCCUGGAGACUGCCGACGGGGAGGCCUGCUGCCGCGAUGGAGAGGGGUCAUGUGGCUGCGUGUCGGAACUGAACCCAGCCGCAAAGAGAGGCCGGAUCCAAGGCUUAGGGGAGGUUGCCUGCGGAGGGGUCCAGAGAAGUGAGGCCCAAGACGGGGAGGAGAUGGGAGAUAAGCCCUUAACUGUGGGGCUGGAGGGGAACCAGAGGUCAGGUUCACACCCAGAAGCGGAUAAGGAGAACAGUUCGUCGUCUGCUGCUGGUUGGCUGGCCGCUUUCGGUCGUGGGCGACAGAGAGGACACGGCACACCCCCCCGCUCUCCCAGAAGCCCUGGCUUUGGAAGGAGACAGGAGAAACGGACAACAGCCUCUCCGACCCUGCGCUCUCCUCAAUCCAUGAGGAAGAUUUCCUCAUAUUUCCACAAGAGGACUCCAGAAUGAUCUAAGUCCGAGUCUUCCAUUCCACCGCUUCGGAGAGAGGAGAUUUACCUUUCUAUGGGACUCAUGGAGAACGUACACAAGUCAUGUUGAUCAUUUUAUUUCAGGAAAGCACCAUGAACUUCGCACUUCAUAUACAAGGUGUUCCUGCAGGACUUCUGUUUUUUACUUCUGUUCCUCAAUGUAUGUAUUGUAUAUUUUAAGUGGGGAGGGGGUAUUGUUUCUAAGUUUGACUUAAAUGUUUCUGCAUGGCUUUCUAUCUAACAAGGUGUGUUGUGUGAGUUUGGUUUGGUUUGAAUGUGCACAUGUAAAAAAAAAAAAAGAAAGAAAA
Molecule: messenger RNA, 2485 nt
Organism: Clupea harengus (Atlantic herring)
Lineage: Eukaryota; Metazoa; Chordata; Actinopteri; Clupeiformes; Clupeidae
Gene: dtl
Product: denticleless E3 ubiquitin protein ligase adapter
Biological process (GO): proteasome-mediated ubiquitin-dependent protein catabolic process; mitotic G2 DNA damage checkpoint signaling
Cellular component (GO): nucleus
Molecular function (GO): protein binding; protein-macromolecule adaptor activity
Source: RefSeq, a predicted model, not a curated record